Molecule: messenger RNA, 1897 nt
Organism: Ictalurus punctatus (channel catfish)
Lineage: Eukaryota; Metazoa; Chordata; Actinopteri; Siluriformes; Ictaluridae
Gene: stoml3b
Product: stomatin (EPB72)-like 3b
Exons: 7
Coding region: 100-936 (278 amino acids)
Cellular component (GO): plasma membrane
Source: RefSeq, a predicted model, not a curated record
GCCACACCUCUGCAGCCCGUAGUGUUUUAAAGCAAAAACCACUCCUCUCAGAGUCCCAGACAGCUCUACUCAUACAAACCUCUACCUUGCUGUAUAGACAUGGAGGGUCAAAUAGAGAGAGGAAAUGCAAGCAAACAAGACUUAAUUAAUGAGAAUAAACGGGGCCUUGGUGCCUGUGAAUGGAUCCUUGUUACCCUGUCUACUUUCUUCACGUUGCUAAUAUUCCCAUUUACAAUUUUUUUUAGCCUCAAGAUUGUUCAAGAAUAUGAACGAGCUGUAAUAUUCAGACUUGGCCGCAUCACAGCUAGGAAGCCAAAGGGACCGGGUAUCUUCUUCGUCAUUCCCUGCACUGACAGCUUUAUAAAGGUGGAUAUGAGAACAGUAUCAUUCGACAUUCCUCCUCAAGAGAUUCUGACAAAGGACUCGGUGACAGUAAGUGUGGACGGAGUGGUGUAUUUCCGGGUGAGUGAUCCCAUCGCCUCUGUGGCAAAUGUCAGCAAUGCUGAUUACGCGACACGCCUGCUUGCCCAGACUACCCUGAGGAACGUUCUAGGCACCAAGAACCUAGCUGAGGUUCUGUCAGACCGGGAGAGUAUCUCUCACAGCAUGCAGAUGACUUUGGAUGAGGCCACAGACUCUUGGGGCAUUAAGGUUGAGCGUGUGGAGAUAAAGGAUGUGAAGCUGCCUCAUCAGCUUCAGAGGGCCAUGGCAGCAGAGGCUGAGGCAGCCCGCGAGGCUAGAGCUAAGGUGAUUGCAGCAGAGGGAGAGAUGAACGCUUCACGUGCUCUGAAAGAGGCCUCUCUGGUGAUCGCUGAAUCUCCCUCUGCCCUACAGCUACGUUACCUGCAGACACUCAGCACCAUCGCUGCUGAAAAGAACUCCACCAUCGUCUUCCCACUGCCCAUAGACAUCUUGGGUCAAUUCAUAAAAAAGUGAAUUCCGAUAUUGACCGACUCCAGAUGGUCGCUCACAAAUAUGAAUGUUUACGUUUUGUAUUGAUUGAUAUGUAUUGCUUAACAGGAUUAUGUAUUACUUUGAACUUCAGUGUUUGCAGGACUUAGUCUUUGCAGGACUGUAUAUGUGUAGUGUUUUUGAUCCUCAAAGAGAAACAAAAACUACUGUUUUUGCUAUACAUUGAAUACAUUUAGACAUAUAUAUCAGGAAAUGAAAGCUGAAAUUCUGAUUUAUCUUCUCAUAUUCAUCUAUUAAACAAACAAAAGAAUUCUUAUACUUCUUAAGAUAUUCUUACAAUAUUAAUGUGAGGAUAUAUCUGUAGGUAAUAGAUUUACUGUAUAUUAUACUGAAUUAUGAUAAUAUGAUAUAUCAAUGUUUAAAAAAUUAUAAUAAUUAGUAUAUAUUUUAAUAUAUAUAAAAAUAUCAUAUUUAUAUUAUGUUUUUAAAAAUUAUUUUUUAGCUAAUUGAAUACCUUGAUACAGUAAUAGAAUAUAUGAAAGGGCCCAAGAAUGAAUUUCAUUCAAAACAUUCAGUGACGCUGUCCAUCAAUAUUAGGGUUAGGGUUUUCACAGUUUCAGAAUCAAGGUCUAAAACACCCUAAAACAUACAGAAUUUUACCAUCAUUAAUGCUGUGCUUAUGUCACUAAGUGCUAUACAAUGUGAGUAACUGGGUCUCAGUAGUUAUGGUAGUUAGUUAUCUCAGAGCCUGUGCUGUUGUCACCAUCAUCUUCAGUAGUCAGCAUUUUGGACUCCUCCUCCAUGUCCAGUCGCAGCCAGAGCACAACACUGAAGAAUAUAAUUAGAGGAACAUUUGGUACAUAGAACGCUGAUGACUUUCAUAUGGUAUAUUUAAUGUGGAAAGAAAAAAACAUGAUGAGGAAUGAUGAUUAUUAGAAUGUAUAAUAAUGUAAUAAUACAAUAAUAAAUUUUCUUUGUUAAAUAA